AGACAGCAGUGUAACGUCAAUUAUGGCAGAUGUAGUUAGGUUUAAAAAAAUUCAAGCAUGGGCGGUGGCUGCAGCUGCGACAUGGAGAGCGGGGCCUAUGGUGCGGCUAAGGCUGGUGGCUCCUUCGACCUGCAUUGCUUCCUGUCGCAGCCGCAGGUACCCUUGCUCUGACCACACGCCCCCGUGACCUCCAGAUCUUCGCUGUUUGUGUUUGCCUGCAUCUUCGGGGAGGGCUACAGCAACAAGCACAGGUCCGAGGAGAGCUACUGCGUCUUCAACCGCAACGAGGACGCCUGUCACUACGGUGCGGCCAUCGGCAUGCUGGCCUUCCUAGCCUGUGCCUUCCUCUUUGUGGUGGACGUCUACUUCCAGUUCAGCAAUGCCACUGACCGCAAGUACCUGGUCGUCGGAGACCUGUUCUUCUCAGCUCUCUGGACCUUCCUGUGGUUUGUUGGUUUCUGCUUCCUCACCAACCAGUGGGCAGCCACCAACUCCAAGGAUGUGCUGGUGGGCGCAGACUCCCCGCGAGUGGCCAUCGCCUUGAGCUUCUUCUCCAUCUUCUCUUGGGGCAUGCUGGCUUCGCUGGCCUACCAGCGCUACAAGGCCGGAGUGGACGACUUCCUCCAAAACUACGUGGACCCCACGCCCGACCCUGCCACCGUCUACGCCUCCUACCCUGCCGCCUCUGCCGACAAUUACCAGCAGCCCCCCUUCACCCAGAACGCAGAGGCCUCCCCCAACGAGUACCAGCCGCCUCUCGUGUACUGACUAAUCAGCUGCAGCAAUGGUAUGGGCACUCACCAUCCUGGACAUUUCUCUUGCUGGCUGCUGGAGACCCCCUGCCUCCCUGCUGUCUGAGACCUAUACGUGGGGAGGGGGCCCCCGGCUGCCCACCCAUUCACUCCACAAGGGCAUUUUUUAGACAAGGGUUAUGAAAUGUGGUUGUUUUGGGGUUUUUAGCUCAAUAUUUUGGGUUGCUUUUGAUGUUCCUGCUCCCUUGGGGAGAAGCUGGAAGGACAGUGGCCUCCUCCCUUCCUGCCACCUGACUCACGUGCCUUAGCCCCCAAGUAGCUGAGCCUGAGCCAGCUAAUGGUUCUCUGCCAAAGAUGGAGGGGGUGCCUCACAUGGGGCCUGUCAGCUGGUGCUGUGCUGAGCCUCCAGCCCCUCUCUACUCACUCAGGUUUGCUACCUUAAUCCUGUGGAUAUGGCCCCCCGGGGCUGUGGUCACCACUGCCUUGUCUGCUCGCUUUGGACUUUGGU
Molecule: messenger RNA, 1260 nt
Organism: Echinops telfairi (small Madagascar hedgehog)
Lineage: Eukaryota; Metazoa; Chordata; Mammalia; Afrosoricida; Tenrecidae
Product: synaptogyrin-2-like
Cellular component (GO): synaptic vesicle membrane; neuromuscular junction
Source: RefSeq, a predicted model, not a curated record